AUGCUUGGAGUGUGGAAAGAACUUCUUUCACACGGAGAGAAACCAUAUAAAUGCUUGGAGUGUGGAAAGACCUAUCUGAAGAAAACUCUCACUUUUCAUAAAAGAAUUCACAUAGGAGGAAAAUUUAAAUGCUUGGAAAGAGCUUCACGCAUAAGGACGAAUGUGGAAAGAGCUUCCCACGUAAGGAUAGGCUCACUACUCAUCAAAGAAUUCACACGGGAGAAACCAUAUAAAUGCGAUGAAUGUGGAAAGAGCUUUGCUCUACAGGCACAUCUCACUUCCCAUCAAACAAUACACACAGGGAAGGAACCAUUUAAAUGCUUGGAGUGUGGAAAGAGGUUCUUUUGGAAGGCAGACCUUACUACUCAUCAAAGAAUUGACACAGAAUGGAGUGGAGGGAGAAAGCCAGAGGGCAAGGACGUGGAUGAAGGAGGAAAAGGAGGCAGCAGCGGAAUGGAGAUGAAGAACUGUGGAGACAAGCCUCUUGCUGUUGCUGCGGAGAGCAACAGCCAGUUGCAGCCACUUGAGUCACAUCUUGUUGAUACUGAGGAGGUGAAACUGGAAAGUGAAGUUCACAAAGGAGGCUCUGUGGAUGAGGAAGACAACAUGAAGCAGUGCCAGUUGCCGACAGCCACAUCUGCAGAACAGCAAGUACCAUGGUUUGACUUUGAGAAAGCUUGUGCAUUUGUGAGCCAGAGUGGGAGGUGUGUGAUGCAGUUACUGCCUUUCAAGGAUCAAAACUCUGAGAUCAGCUGUUUCCUCCUCAUCCAAUGUGAAGAAACAUUUCGAGGUGACCCUUUGUCAUGCUGGUCCUGA
Rhineura floridana is the source of this 816-nucleotide messenger RNA. Its product is annotated as zinc finger protein 235-like. The transcript is spliced from 5 exons. Gene Ontology annotation, molecular function: RNA polymerase II cis-regulatory region sequence-specific DNA binding; DNA-binding transcription factor activity, RNA polymerase II-specific. The record is from RefSeq and is a predicted model, not a curated record. NCBI's taxonomy places the organism in Eukaryota, Metazoa, Chordata, Lepidosauria, Squamata, Rhineuridae. Gene Ontology annotation, biological process: regulation of transcription by RNA polymerase II. The coding region runs from base 1 to 816 and encodes 271 amino acids.